Messenger RNA from Molossus molossus (Pallas's mastiff bat), 417 nucleotides. RefSeq names its product keratin-associated protein 13-1-like. The record is from RefSeq and is a predicted model, not a curated record. The coding region runs from base 1 to 417 and encodes 138 amino acids. The transcript has a single exon. NCBI's taxonomy places the organism in Eukaryota, Metazoa, Chordata, Mammalia, Chiroptera, Molossidae.
AUGUCCUACCACCUCAGCUCCGGGGGCCUGUCCGCCCGCUCCCUCCGGGGCUACCUGCGCCACCCCAGCUCCGCCUGCGACGCGUUCGGCCCGGGCAACGUGGUCUACUCUCCGGGCACCAGCCAGCGCGGCCCCGGCCUCUGCGGGGGCCACCAGGAGGCCUGCUACGAGCCCGCCAGCUGCCCGGCGCCCUGCUAUGGCCCCAGGACCGGCACGUUCUACAGCCCCUGCCAGAUGAGCCACCCGGCGGCCUGUGGCGGUUCCGGCCUGGAGCAUUUUGGCUACGGAGGCAGCCGAGGCCCGUCUGCGGGCUACGGGUCCAGCUUCGGCCGCCCCAGCUCCUUCUCCUCCCGGAGCUACCAGUCGGCUUGCUACCAGCCCGCCUGCAGCUCCCGCUAUUUUGGACCAACUUACUGA